Molecule: messenger RNA, 1749 nt
Organism: Striga hermonthica
Lineage: Eukaryota; Viridiplantae; Streptophyta; Magnoliopsida; Lamiales; Orobanchaceae
Source: the annotation of a GenBank genome assembly
AUGAACGGCGGCCCAUCUGGUUUCAAUAAUGCGCCGGUGACGAGGGUAGUAGUGAUCGCCAGUAUUCUUUUCACGGUGGUAUUUGGGAUCCAAGAUGGAGGGGUAGAUUUGUCCGGGAAAAUGGAGACCGAGCUCAGUGAGUGGGCUAAUCGUCAUUUUCAUAUUGUUAAGGCUGAGGAAGAUUUGGAUGAGGGUGAGUUUUAUGAGCUGGUACUUGAGAAUUACACGAAGCAAAUACAAUCCGUGACAAGAAUCCGUUAUAUUGCGCAUGAGUGCCUACGGGACCAUGCCGGGUCCUCGGCCCUUCUCCUGACCAACUCUGAGGACAAAAUCGGAAAGAAAAGUCGAGGGAAGGAAAGGGUCAGGAGGCGGACCACAGGCAAACGAAGGCGGAAAGAAGACUUGGAUGACCUUUAUACCCCUAGAUUUCAUACACAGUCCCAUUUGUAUCCUUUGGCCUCUAACCAUAACGAUGGUGGGGAAGAACAGGUGUAUCACGUGGGCCCGGAGGUGGAUCGUGCGAAACUUUGUGUUGUGAAAAGUACCGGUUAUGAUGACUCAGAAUGUGGGCAUGGAGUCGAGGAGGUUGAUGAGGAUGGGCUUUCGCAUGGAUCUCCAGAAAAUGCUUGCGAUAGUGGGUGUGGAGUGAACACUCUUAUUGUAGGGAUGGACGUAGAGCAAGACGAAACAUCAUUAGUUCCGAAAGUCACUAUUGGUGCGACACCAAAAGUUGGUCAAGUGUUUCAAUCACUUGAGGAAGCCUACAACUUUUAUAAUAAUUAUGCCAAGCAAGCAGGAUUUAGUGUGCGAAUUGCCAAUAAUAAGAAGAGUAAAGAAACGAAUGAGGAGGUUUGGAAGAUGUAUUCGUGUAAUAAAGAAGGGAAGACCGAUGAAACUUGGCAGACUAAGAAGAAAAAAAUCGCGACCGAAUCUAGGGGAAGGAAGCGUGGGCAUACUCGAUGCGGCUGUCAAGCUAAAAUGAGCGUGAAAAAAUCCCAGGAUGAUGGCAUGUGGAUCGUUAGUUGUUUUAUCGAGCAACAUAAUCAUCCCCUUACGACUCCUAACAAAGUCCACUUGCUACCGUCACAUAGGAUUGUCUCAACAACUAAGAAAGCUUUGGUUCAACAAUUCUCAGAAGCUAAUAUUCCAAUUAGCCAACAGGUCAUGUUGCUGCCUGUUGCUGCUGACAAGUAUAUUCUCCCGAGAUGGACCAAAAAGGUUAAAUCUAGUGUAACAUGUGAGGUCGCACCAAAACUCAAACUAGGGCAGUCUAUAAUCUCAAGGCGUGCGGCGUUAACUCAUAUUGCAAUGAAAUUAGUUGAUGACUGCUCUUUAACUGAGGCUCGUAGUGAUUUUUUAAUGGCAAAAGACGUCAACGGUGUGAACAAUAUUGCAGGGCAAAUAAAUAAGAAUAAAAAUGAUGGAAUUAUAGAGGCCAUCCAAGAUCCGCACCCUGUUCCGGCUAAAGGAUGUGGUAAUCGACUCAAGUCAGGAGAAAGAAAUCCAUGGCGAAAAGUAGCAGACAUUGCAGUGUUUGUAGUCAAAGUGGUCAUGAUAUGCGAACAUGCCCUGAUCUACAUUCUAAAAAAGUGGCUGGUGAUAUUGGCAAUGAACUCAUCAUUGGGCAUGGCUUCAAUUUGCAGCGGCAAAAGGUUUAAUUUGUCGAGAUUCAAGAUGCCGCCUAUUAUGAGAAAACGGGGAUGGCUAUUAGCUGGAGGGAUUAUGCUUGCCCGAGAACGUGUGUAUUAA